CUGUCCCACGUAGGCCCUGUCUGCCCGAUCACAAAAUUUGCGGGUUUCAGUGACAUCACAGAAUGCACCAGCUGAGCGCUGUACAACACCAGCGGUCCACUGCAUCGUGACCUUGCAUGUCGCGCAUCAUCAUCGCUAGCGCUGCGUGCGCGGUGGUGGUGCGGGUGGGUGGUCUUGCGUAUGGUGAACCACUAGAGGCCAGCAACCAUGGAGGACAUGCCAACAGACUAUGAUGCUAUUGUUGUUGGCACAGGGCUUGUGGAGUCAAUUUAUGCUGCUGCAGCCGCCCGUGUGGGAAAAACUGUACUUCACAUUGACAGGAAUGACCACUACAGUGGUCAGUGGGCAGUGCUCAGCCUCAGUGGUCUGCUGGAGUGGGCCGAGCGGCAGGAGGCGGCCGACGCCACGCCGGUCGCGUCGCCGCCGGACACCGAACCGGACACCGUGCCGCUGCGAGCCCGCCAGCUUGUGCACGAGCUGGUGCUGCGCUGGCAUAUUGAGGAAGGCGAGCCAGAAGCCUCUUCCGAGUUACCCAAGAUUUGCCUUCCCGGACGUCCUGUCCAAACGGCUGCAGCCACCCCAGAUGACACCAGCACGGCCGUGUCGGAGGACCAGUCCAUGAGUCGGGUCGGGCCAGGGACGGUCCAGGACGAGGCGCCAGGUCCUGCCCCGCAGAUGGAGGGGCAGGACGCAACUCCUGGGCAGUCUGCUUCUCUGCCCACCGAAUCUGCUUCGCUACAUGCAGAGUCCGCGUUGCCGACUGCUGAGUCUGCUUCGCCACCCACCGGGUCCGCACCUCCACCUUCAGAAACCGUUGCUCCACUCACGGAGUCCGCUUCUUUGCCCGCGGAAUCUGCUCCUCCGUCCACGGAGCCAGCUCCUUCACCCACGGAGCCCGGUCUUCCACCCACGGAGUCUGCUCCUCCACCCACGGAGUCCGCUCCUCCACCCACGCAGCCUGUUUCAGUAGCAGCCGAGCAGUCUGCUUCGCUAGCUAAGGAGUCGGCCAGCGGCGAGGCGCCGUGGACCAUCAACAGAAUGAAGAAACUCAGCCGUCGCUUCAACAUCGACUUAGCGCCCAAGGUGCUGUACAGCCGCGGCACGCUGGUGGAGCUGCUGAUCUCGUCCAACAUCGCGCGCUACGCUGAGUUCCGCUCGGUGGGCCAACUGCUGACCCCGCUGCUGGGCCAGCUGCAGCCGGUGCCCAGCUCGCGCGCCGACGUCUUCACCACCCGCCACGUGUCCGUGGUGGAGAAGCGGCUGCUCAUGAAGCUGCUUAGCUUCUGCCUCGACUUCGAGAAAUACCCCGACGAGUACAAGGCUUUCGAGCAGAAGCCGUUCAGCGACUUCCUGCGCUCACGCCGGCUGACAGACACCCUGACGCACCACGUGAUCCAUGCAAUCGCCAUGGUAACGCCGCAGACGCCGACGCUGCAGGCGCUGCUCUCCACGCAGAAGUUUCUGCGCAGCCUUGGUCGCUAUGGCAACACGCCGUUCCUGUGGCCGAUGUACGGCAGUGGGGAGCUUCCACAGUGCUUCUGCAGGAUGUGUGCCGUGUUCGGCGGCGUGUACCACCUGAGCCGCGGCCUGGACGCGCUGACGGUGGACGCGACCGGCGCCGUCUCGGGCGUGCUCUCCCAGGGCCAGCGGCUUACCUGCCGCCGCCUGCUGCUGGAGGAGGCGUACCGGCCGGCGGGCGGCGACGACGCGGCCGGCCUCUCCCGCGCCGUCCUCAUCACGGACAGGUCGCUGCACCGGGCGGCCGGGGACCAGGUGCUGCUGAUCCGUCUGCCGGCCGAGGAGGGCAGCCCCGGGCCGGUCACCGUGCUGCAGGUUGGCACCGCCGCCUCGGCCGCGCCAGCCUCGCUCUACCUGGUACACCUGACCUGCGAGCGGCGUGAGUCGGCUGAGCGUGACCUGACGCCGGCCGUGGAGCGACUGCGGCGGCUGGCGGCGGCCGACGGCGACGACGGUGCCGAGGCGGCACCGCUCCGCGUGCUCGCCAGCCUCUUCUUCAGCCGACGGCGGCCGGGUGCCGGCGCCGGGUCGCCACCGGCCGGCGUCGCCUUCUGCUCCGGACCGGACGAGCACGUCGGCUUCGACGCCGCCGUGAGGGAGGCCCGCGAGCUGUUCUCGGCUCACUUCCCGGACGAGCCGUUCCUGCCGCGCGCGCCGGACCCCGAGGAGAUCAUCUUCUUCGACGAGCCGGCCGAGUCGGUCGUGACCGGCGGCGCCCGGCCCACGGAGACGAGCGCUGGGGCAGACGGCUCGACUGGACAGGGUGACAGCCCACCUGCGCAGGGAGACAGGCCGGCCACGCAGGGGGACAGCCCGCCCGCGCAGGGAGACGGCCCACCCGCGCGAGGAGACAGCCCGGCCGCGCAGGGAGACGGCCCGCCCGCGCAGGGAGACGGCCCACCCGCGCGAGGAGACAGCCCGGCCGCGCAGGGAGACGGCCCGCCCGCGCAGGGAGACGGCCCUCCCGCGCAGGGAGACGGCCCGCCCGCGCAGGGAGACGGCCCUCCCGCGUAG
Molecule: messenger RNA, 2532 nt
Organism: Pollicipes pollicipes
Lineage: Eukaryota; Metazoa; Arthropoda; Thecostraca; Pollicipedomorpha; Pollicipedidae
Gene: Rep
Product: Rab escort protein
Exons: 11
Coding region: 208-2532 (774 amino acids)
Biological process (GO): small GTPase-mediated signal transduction; vesicle-mediated transport; intracellular protein transport
Cellular component (GO): cytosol; Rab-protein geranylgeranyltransferase complex; nucleus
Molecular function (GO): GDP-dissociation inhibitor activity
Source: RefSeq, a predicted model, not a curated record